ACGGACAUCAUCAUUUCAAAACGAGCAGUCAAGUAGGUGACCAGCAGGUUUCGUGGAUUGUCGCUUUGGACCUCGAGUUCAACCACGGGAGAUUCUGCGUGAUAAUACGCUUAAUUGAACACCACGACAUCAUGGAUGGUGAGACGGAGCGAAAGCUCGCAGCACUAAUUCUAGCAGAGGCCCAGCGCCUGAAGGCAAGAGCAGCCGAAGAGGGCGUCAGGGCGUAUUUGAAGCCACAUGUUCGAUAUCGUCCGAAUCCGCAGUUCCUCAAAGCCACCGUGCAGAGCGUUGAGUAUGCUAACCGCCUGGCCGACGUGAACGAGAUGUGGAAGGAGAGAGAGCUGGAGCUGGCAGGAAAGGGGCACGAGGCACAGGGGGAGACGGCAGAGCGGCCGCUGGCGAGCAGGGAUAGUACAAGGGGAGAAGGCAGCGUGCGUGAAGUGUGCAGAGAGCAGAGGGGUGGCGAGUGGAGGAGGGAGCGGCGAGAGGAAAGGAGGGAUAGUUAUUGGGAGAGAAAGAGGGCAAGAAGAGAUGAGGAAGAGAGAACUUGGCGAGGAGGAGAGGAGGAGCCAGCUUGGGAAAGAGGGGAAGAGGGGAAGAGAAUGUCGUGCAGAGGGAGGGAGGAGGAAGGGAGGGCAAGGCGGAGAGGAGAAGGGGAAGAACGAGGCUGGCAUGGGAAGCAGGAGGAGAGAGCCUCGCACAGAAAGGAGAACUUUCGAACCAGCAGCUGUAGAAGUGGGCGUGGUCAAGAGAGGCAGAUAUUGCCAUUGCUGCGAGGAGAGAAAGGACGCAGUAGAGGGGGUAGCAGCGGCGAUGAACUCAAGGCACGGGGAGAUCGAAGGAGGGGUGCAUCUGGGGAAAAGCGCAGCAGGAGUCCAACGAGGAGUGAUUUUUCCAGGGAAAAGGGACGGUUUGGAAGCGAGGAUGGCCAAGGGGAGGUGAGGAGUAGCAAGUGGGAGGAUCUAAGUGGCGGAAGAAGGGACGAGACCUUGUGGAAAGGCGAAGCUAGUGGAAGAGAUGUGAAUGGUGAGAUGUGGUCUGAUGAAGACCACUGGCAUGGAGACAGGCCAGAGGAUCGGGGAGAGGAUGAUAUUGAGGAAGGCAAGAUGGACGAAGGACGGGGAGAAGGGAAGUCGAUGCGAGUAGGGCCGGAUGGAGAAGGGAGGCGGAGGUUGUGGGAAGGGAGUGAAAGAGGCAGACUGCCGGUUGGUGGCCGUGGGCUUCGGGAUGCUGACCCUUCUCGGGAGAGGGGACAGCAUGCUGUGGAGGAUUGUAAGAGAAGAUACAGGCGAGGAAAGGAAGGAGAGGAGUUUGCUGGACAAGAGGAGGGAAACAGACUGGAGAGGCGCUCUGGAGAUGGUAUUGGAGGUGGUGCGGCGAGGGAAAGGGUGCACAGGGAGGUGGAAAGGGGGAAAGAGCGCAAGAAGAGCCCAAGGGGGGAUGACGGAGGGUGGACAGGGGAGGAUGCAGAGCAGAAGGGCAUUGAUGACUCCGACCUUAUUGCAUUCCUCAAGGCUAAGGCGAAGAGAGGCAGAGGUGCCAUUGGCUCCCGAGCCGAUGCAUGGGGAUCGGAGCCGCCUUCCUUACCUGCAGGCACGCAGGGAGCGGCUGAGCAGGCGAGUGGGGCAGUGAGCAUGCUGCUGGCGCGAGUGCGGGAGGAGUGGGAGGAUAGUGUGAUGGCUGGGAAAGGCAGGGGGCUAUCUGCCUCAUGGGCUGCUACUGGCCCUCCUGCUGCCAGUGGUGGUGCUGGUGGUGACGCUUGUGGUCCACGUGGCACUGGUGGUACUUCUGCCGGAGGGACGGAUGGCCGUUGGAUUCGAGGUGCUGCUUUAGAUGAUUGGCCUCGUAGUGCUACUGCUGCUGGUGGCAGUGGUAGUAGUGGCAGUAGCGGCGGCAGUCUUGGUGAUGGUGGGAGUGACAGUGCUGACACGGGAACUGAUUCAAGCAGUGAGAGCAGUGAGAGCAGCUCAAGUUCAAGUGAGGAGAGGAGGGAGAGUAGACGGAAGGAUCUCAAGAGGAGGAAGCGGAGCAGCAGCAAGCUUAGGGCAAAGGGGGGGAAACACGGGAAGCGACGGAAGAAGGAAGACCCGAGGGAGAACAAGAAGCGACACCGGCAUAAGAAAGAGAAGAUCAGGAAGCACAAAAAGGCCAAGGAAUAGAUCGCAGAUGUUUGGGGCAUAGUAUAGUGCCUUUCAAAGAAGUUUGAAGCAGAUGGUGGCAGCCUGAAAUCAAUACCUACAUCAACUUUUUCAAGAAUAUCAUCCCAAAUUCUUGUGGCAAUGGCCUAACCUAUCACUCUUAUCCAAAUUCUGACG
This is a messenger RNA of Closterium sp. NIES-67, 2315 nucleotides long. The record is from the annotation of a GenBank genome assembly. NCBI's taxonomy places the organism in Eukaryota, Viridiplantae, Streptophyta, Zygnematophyceae, Desmidiales, Closteriaceae.